AAAAAUCUAUCGAGAAAGAAUAGUCCAGAAUCUGCAUUCGUAUUGAAAGCUGAGUCGAUAUUGGCACUAUUAUCUAAUUAAAUGGAUUCAGAAAAUUAAACGAUUGCUAAAUGUUUCAAUAUUUUGGCAGCAUCUAUAGCUUCGCAUUAUUACGGAAUUUAAAAGUUGAAGUCGAGUGUUCAAUUCGUAGUUCGCAGAACGCAGUCUUUGGUGUAACAUCCUUGGUUUUCGGCCAUUUUACCCGAGUAGAAAGAGGUGGACUACAGAGAGGAGAAGGGGCAUCCCACGUGAUGGUGUAUCAUAGGUUGGACAGCGGCAGUUCGAGCUCUGCUGCCUUCCAACAGGAGUCCGAGGCUCCCAGAGACGCCGGAGAAGACUCGGGGGGACCACCAGGCGGACCUGAAGAGGGAGGGUCUUUUCCAGAACGACGGCAGUCAUGGGAAGGGAUGGAUGAUGAUAGGGGACCAGGAAAUUAUAGAACAAGAGAAGGUCGAUACUCUGAACGUUCGAGGUCACGAAAUGGUAGAGAUGAGAGGUUUCCAAGGAGUGGAUUUAGAUCUAGAGACAAUCGUUAUUACAAUCGAUCACGUUCAAGGGACAGAAGGGGGGGCAAUGUAAGGGAACGUGAAAGAAUUGAUGACAGGUUUUAUGACAGUCCUAAAUAUGUUGAUAGGCAAAGGUAUCGUGAAUCAUCACGCUACCACAGAGAAUCCAGGUCAGGUGAAGGAUAUGAAGAAAGUUCUCGAUACAUCGAAAAAUCGAGAUACUCGGAAGAGUCAAGGCAUUUUGAAGAUUCAAGAUACAAUGAUUCCAGAUAUCGUGAUGAUCAGAGGUGUUCAGAAGACAGUAGGGGCCCAGAUGGUCAGAGGUACUCUGAACAGAGAUUUCGUGAUGAUUCAAGGUUUGAUGAUAGGAGGUAUGGUGAAAAUUCAAGGUACGAUAAUGAGCCAAGGUACUCUGAGAAUUCAAGGCGUUAUGGCAGACACCGGGAAAAUAGUGGCGAUGAUUGGCACUCAGAAAACAGGUCACGUCACAGAGAGGAGAGGUACCGUGGUACGUCCAGGUACUCGGAUGACGAAGCCAAGUAUGGAGAAAGCUCAGUUAGAUGGGACAAACCAGUUACAGCUUAUGGAGAAAUGGAGGAAGAGGAUGAUGAUGAUGAUGAUGAUGAAGAAUCGAAAGGAGAUGUUGUUGAACCUCCAAGAAUUCAAAAUGUUUUCCAGAAUGAUGGCAGCUUUUUGGAAAUGUUUAAGAAGAUGCAAGAAGCCAAUAAACCUCCAGAUGUUAAGGAAACUGAGGAGGCAGGACAGAGUGCCGAGAGCAGUGUACCUGCUACAGCAAGUUCUCCAGAGACAACUGCACCAUCUGUUGGUUUGAAAAGACCAACUGCGUCCCUUGUUGGAAAACGCCGUGGUGGUAGAGUGCUCCCUACAGGAAUGGUGAAAAAAGUAAGGAAGGUGGAGGAAGUGGAAGAAGAACCACCAAAAGAUGCAUGGUCCCUUUAUAUGGCUGAGGUGCGCAAAUAUAAGGAAGCCUCGUGUGAAGAAGAGGGAAAAACAAGGCCACUUGUUAAAUAAAAUGAAGGACUUUUAAUAAAUUUGUUUAAUAGGUGCGAAAAGAGAUCAUCGUA
Schistocerca cancellata (South American locust) is the source of this 1630-nucleotide messenger RNA. Its product is annotated as sarcoplasmic reticulum histidine-rich calcium-binding protein. Gene Ontology annotation, molecular function: 5'-3' exonuclease activity; 3'-5' exonuclease activity. Lineage: Eukaryota; Metazoa; Arthropoda; Insecta; Orthoptera; Acrididae. The coding region runs from base 111 to 1577 and encodes 488 amino acids. The transcript has 2 exons. The record is from RefSeq and is a predicted model, not a curated record.